This is a messenger RNA of Coccinella septempunctata (seven-spotted ladybird), 1189 nucleotides long. RefSeq lists its product as uncharacterized. The record is from RefSeq and is a predicted model, not a curated record. Bases 43 to 1161 code for a protein of 372 amino acids. Lineage: Eukaryota; Metazoa; Arthropoda; Insecta; Coleoptera; Coccinellidae. The transcript has 6 exons.
AUUAGUCUUCAUUGCAUCGAUCAUAACUGUGUUUCAACCAAAAUGUUUCGCAUUUUGAAAGUUAUCGCUGUGUGUAUUUUUUACCAUCAUUGUUGCGCUUUUCAGAUUGCCGAAACUAAUAGGACAUCGAAAUUUGCUUUCGGUAUUGGUUUAGUCAGGUUCGCAAAUUCCCUUUGUGUAAGCCCUGAUGGCCUUGAAGGAGCAUGUUAUACGAAAAGAGAAUGUAGAAAGUUUGGAGGUACUGGAUUCGGAAGCUGUGCUAAUGGUUUAGGAGUAUGCUGUGUAGUGCAGAAGAGCUGCGACGGAACAACGACUUCAAACAAUACAUAUUUCACCAGUCCAAAUUUUCCGAGUUCUUAUGGUGAAGGAACAACUUGUUCAUUCAAUAUUAAGAAGCUGGACAACGAUAUAUGCCAGGCAAGAAUUGAUUUUAUUGCCUUUUCGCUGGAUCAACCAAAUGCAAACGGCGUUUGUGUUAAUGAUGGAUUAACUAUAAUUGGAGGAGCAUCUCCUGUACCAACAAUUUGUGGCGAAAACGGUGGUCAACAUAUAUAUGUGAAUUUCGCCGAGAGGGGUAGUAUACAAAUGAAUAUUUUCACUGGACUUUCAGCAAACACAAGGAGAAUUUGGAGCUUCAAGAUAUCACAAAUAGGGUGCGACUGUCCCACUAGAGCCCCAUCUGGAUGCCUCAUGUAUCACACCUCACUUUCUGGGACUGUGAGGAGCUUCAAUUAUGGCACAACAGGGAAUGCAGCAUCUUCAAGACAACUCAUAAAUCAAAAUUAUGGUGUAUGUAUAGCCAUGCAACCUGGAUAUUGUUCCAUAAACUGGAGUCAAACCAGUGGAGAUCAGUAUUCAUUCAGCGUAUCCGGUAAUACUGCCACUUCUGCUUCAGAUGGAACUAUAGGCACCAAUGCGGGGGCAAUUAUUGGAGCUCUUUGUACUAAUGACUACGUUGUAAUACCGAGUCCAACAUUUACGGAUACUCGAACGCCUGCAAAUGUCGAUAGAUUCUGUGGGAACGGAUUCGAGCCAUUAUCAACAUCUUCUAAACCUUUCGUACUGACAGUUGUAACUGAUGCAAUGGAGGUGGGGGACAUUGGAAAUCGUGGAUUUUCUUUGGAUUUUUCACAGCAAAGAUGUACUGGAAUGCCAUUUUGAUCGAAUAAAAGAAAUAAGCAAACAGAGA